GCUUCCGUCCCGUCUCAGCCGCCGGAGGAUUGUGAGUGGACGGAUGAGGAGAGCGACGGAGCAUCCGGCGUGUGUCCGCACUCGCACUCUAUGGUUGUCCGCGCUCUGCGCUUCCCCUCUAGCCACCGGCGCUCUAUGCUCCGCGGUCUGGGGCCUCCAACCGCCAGCCGGCCGGUCGCCAGGGCUGCGCAGAGGGAGGCGGGGCGGGAAGGCGCGCGGUGUCUUCUCCCCGGAGCCGCGGGAGACCCGGGCGGGCUCCGUGACAGCGCGUCGGCCGCCAUGUCAGCGAGCGGGGCUGGAGGCCGGCGCGGCGCCCAGCGGUAGCCGUCCUUUCGCCUCCGAUUCCCAGACAUGGAAGGUAUUUAAUAUAACUUUAAAUGGUUCAGCAAAGGAUGCGCUAAUGGAUGACAGCGAUACUCCUACAUAUAAUCUGCAAAUAGAACCACAAGAUGGAUGUCAUCCUGGUGACAGCAUGGAAAGGAGUGUGACAUGCCUGCCUGCAUCAGAUGAAAAUGAAAAUCAGCUUGAUGGGGAUGGGCAUGAGCAUCUGACCAGCAGUGACAGUGCAAUGGGCAAACCCAAAACGUCUGAGCAGGACAGUCUCAACAACAAUGAAAGCUGUGCUGUGAGCUGCGAGGUGGCUGCAGGUGAGGACUCGGAAAACACUGUUUGCGAAGGCUCCAGAGAUGAACAGGCCUUCUUGGGAAAGGACAAAAAAAUACCUGGAAAAAGAAGUGCAAGAAGCAAAAAAGGGGCUGCCAAGAGGAUGCCACCAGGACUUUUUUCAGGAGAUAUUGCACCUUUAAUGCAAGAAAAAAUAUUCAGUGCAGUCACACAUGCUGUUGGUGAUGAAGAAGCUGCUGAAGUAAAUGCUAAUGAGCAGCCGGAAGUACCGAAGCUCGUUCUGCAGUCUUUGUUUUCACUGAUACGAGGUGAAGUUGAGCAGUUGGAUUCAAGAACACUUCCCCUUUGCCUUCAUCAGAUAGCGGAGUCCUAUUUCCAGGAGGAGGACUAUGAGAAAGCAAUGAAAUUCAUUCAGCUAGAACGAUUGUAUCAUGAGCAAUUGCUCGCAAAUCUUUCCGCCAUUCAAGAACAGUGGGAAACAAAAUGGAAAACUGUGCAACCACAUACAGUUACGCCUCUAAGGAAUUCAGAAAAGGGAUUUAAUGGUGAAGAUUUUGAACGGCUUACUAAAAUUUGUGCAACACAUCGAGAUCCUCUUUUAUCCAAACACAAGAUAGCAGUUGUGGAGAAGUCCCCAGAAAGGAAAUGCUCUACACAGCUAAUAGUGUCUGAAGAUCCAAAGGAAACAGGAGCUACCACCAAAGUGUCAGAGAGUAAAACUUGUCUUCACACAAAACCAAAUAAAGAAAGCCAACAUAAAGAAGAGCCCUUGGAGAGCUGUCCCUGCCGUAGUCAGAUGGACGGGCAGGCCAAUUCCCCAGGCCUUUCGGUAACUGCAGGAAAGGACCACAUGGAGGAGCCGCUGUGCAGCGCUGAAGCCACGUUAGCCCUCCACACCCAGUCCUCGGAGACGGCAGGGAGCCCGUCUGGGCCAGCCGCUUCUGAGAGUGCUUGUGAAGAUGACAGUCCCUUGCAGCUGGCUCACACAGCGGCCUGCCAGGGUGUGGCCAAAACAGAGGGCACUGCUGAACACCCUAAGGUGUUUCCUUCCAGCGAGUUAGCGAUAGAGCCAUUGAUUUUACCAGGCUGUGACCAUAUACCUCCUUCGUUGAUUUCUGAGCGUAAAUAUACACAGGCUCAAAGAAAAGAACUCCAUUUGCCACUUCGGGAUGCUUCUGAGGCAUUACCCACAGACCAACUUGAGAACAAUAAAUUAAAUGAGCUGCAGCAGGCUGGUCUCACGGACAGUGAUGGAAAAUCACCACAGGGUCAGGCUGACUCAGAGGGCUCUGAGAAUGUGCUCUGUGGAAAUGAUAAAAUAUCUGACUUAGGCACACCGCUUCCAGAGGUGUAUAUGGCCCCAGAGGAAAAGGGAGAUAAAGAUGACCAUCUCAACAAAGAAACAGAAGACUAUUUGAACAGUUUUUUAGAGGAAUGUUUAAAAGAUACCGAAGAUUCGCUUUCAUCUGAAGAUAACCAAGACGACGACUCUGAUCUCCUGCAAGAUCUCUCUCCUGAAGAAGCGUCCUAUAGUCUUCAGGAGAAUCUGCCUUCCGAUGAAAGCUGUCUUUCUCUUGAUGAUCUUGCCAAAAGGAUAGAGAUUGCAGAGGUUGUUCCUGCUGAAGGAUUGGUCUCAAUAUUAAAGAAGAGGAAUGAUUCUGUAGGAGAUCACCCUGCCCAAAUGCAGCAGAAACCAUCUAAGCGAAGAGUGAGGUUCCAAGAAAUAGAUGAUAACCUGGAUCAAGAUGAAGUUGGCGGUGGCUCCUGUAUUUUGCUGAUAUUGCUGUGCAUAGCAACGGUUUUCAUUAGUGUUGGAGGAACUGCAUUAUACUGCAGUUUUGGUGACAUGGAGUCACCUGUUUGUACAGACUUUGCAGACAACAUGGACUUCUAUUACACUAAGUUACUGCAGGGAAUGGCAGAGCUGAGACACUGGAUCUACCUCUCCUAGCAACAUCCAGAGACAGACAUGCUGGCAGUGAGAAUGAAAGAUGCGAAACUUUCUCAACAGUUUUUACUUCAGGAGUUCUGUAACAUUCCCCCUUCCCCUCUGUUAGAAACCAAGGACAUCAGAAAUAGCAACUUUAAGUGGCAAUCCAGAGGAACUCUGUUAGAAUCAUCCACAUAAUGAGGCCAAUAUCGAUCUAAGCAUUGUGGAUGGCAGGAAUGAUCUUGGGAGAGCAUACCCAUCUCCUCCUCACUGCCUCCUAAUGUAAUGAGGUACCCUGAGCAGAGUUAAACAGAGUAGUCUGGGAACCACACUAUUUUUAGCUGCCUUUUGGUUUACACUUGUUGGUUCAUAGAAAUUGCUUUCCGCCAUCACGCAAUCAGCUCCUUUGUGUAAUCAAAAGGAGUUACCUUAUAGUUUCAGUGUCAUUUUUAGUUAACCUUGGGAACUGUGUAAUUUAGGCUUUGCACAUGACUUCAGUUGUGUUCUCCACUUAUGAAAUGAUUAUGUGUGUGUUCACGUGUGUGCGUGUGUGCGCAGGUGGUUCAGGCAGUUAUCAUAAGCAAAUACCCAACAUAGAAUAGCAAAGAUUAUCUUUAUUCUCUUAAGUCAAUGGUGAUGUGCAGGCACAAAUCUUUGAAGAAGGCUCAGCUGUGGAAUAGAUGAAAUUAUAGAAAUCUUGACCCUGCAAUGAGACACUGUGACAGAUUUGUGUCAAUUAACUUGAUUAACUACCCAGAAAUUAAUCCCAGGCCUAGAGACAAAAAUCGAAAGCUCCCCUUGAGUCUCAGGCAACAGUUUUGCAAGGAUUCAAAGCUUCCUGAAAUGGUAACUGAUGGACUCAAUUCAGCAAACGGUUAUACCUGUUAUGUUCUGAGAUUCUAAGAAGCAGAAUGGAAACAUAAGGAAGGUACAGUUCCUGCUAUAGAUGUUUUAAUCCUGAUCUUAUGUAAAAAUAAACCAAACUUUGGUGAGUGAAAUCACCAUAUAGAAUUCAGUAUUCACAGAUUGUGCAUUCAGAUGCUUGAAUGUGCAUUCUUACUGUGGGCUUGAUCUAGCUUCUGUUGUAGGGUCCGUACACAAAAAUUCAGUCAUACCUUCCAUAGACAAAUGCUUGAUUUUUAUUUAAAUCUGUCUGUUAGGUGGCCUUUCCUUACCUAAGGUAUAGUGGUCUAACAUUUAGGAAGCCUUGCUUUGACUUUAUUAGGCAGCAUUAAAAAAAAAAAACAAAAAAAAACCAUGAAUUAUAGUUUUUUAGCAAGUGGUCAUUGUUUCCUGUUUUUCUGUUAAGAUCAUUUGAAAGAAAAAGGGAGAACUCACUUUCUAGUUGUUACUGGCUGGCACAGUACCUCCCUUUGUGUUUCUGCUUAUUUAUUUAGAUUAUGUGAAUUUUAAAGGGCUUUUUAUGUAAGUUGAAAAUGUGUUACUGCGCAUGCAUUUGGUUAUCCCAAUGCUAGAUAUUUAAUUACUGUGUACUUAGAGUUUUGAUUUUCUAUAAUUUCAAUUCAUCGUGUUUUUACACUUGCUUAUUUUAAAUUGAUGUUUCAUUUUCACUUAUAAUACUGUUUGACUUGUCUCUCUCACGUCACCAUAAACGGUAAUAUUUUCAAGGGUUAUAGAUCAAAGAUAUUUAUUUAGAAAUGUACAAGAUACUGAAAUUUAGAUUCCUUAUACUUAAGGCUGAUUUUAUUAGAAGAUUAUUUUAAUGUUCUAUUAUAAAUUUUAAGAAUUUGUAUUCAAAUUGUAUGUAAAAUAUGUAAAAUGUUGACGGUACUAUAUUAAGUGGUUCUAUAAAAGCUGUUCACAAGUUCUACUGUGACGGACAUUCUCAUGAUAGACAAACCUCUUCUGUUUUAUCCUCAAUUUCUAGUUACAGAUAUUUGGUGAUACUUAUUUUUGCCAAUUUUAUGUCAAAAUAAGUUGAAACUUCCCUCCUGUUCACCUCUUGGGUCACUAUCCUGUAUAACUUCUGGUGUGAUAUUUGCCCAGGGGCACCAGAGACACUUCUGAAACCCAGGAUCUCCUGGGGACCUUCACACCACUGAGAUGAAAGCGUUGAGAUCAUACCUCGCUAAUCAGGGACCCAGUUGUGUCUCAGAGAAACCACAGGUGUCCUCACCACUUCCCAGGGAGGGGGAGGUGAGCUUGGGAGCAGAGUGAUGUUUUGACUUAAAAUAGGCAUGAAAUUGCAACUAGAAAAAUUAGGGCAAUUAAAAAAAAAAUGUAAUAGUCACUUAUUGCAUGAACUGGAGUAACUCUACCUGGUGGUGAAAGGAUUGUUGUUUCACACAUAAAACAUUCAUCCAGUUUUACUAAAAUGUAAUUUCUUCUGUCAUUUGAAAGUACUGACAACUAUUUGUAACUAAUCUUCCUUAAGAACUGUAUUUGAGGGUAUCAAAUCAAGCUUGUAACUUAAAAUCUAUACCAACAAAGUGUCUCAGAGAGUUUAUUUGAACCCCUAGAUGCUUUAAAGUGAAAGUGUAAUUUGAGAAGUUGGUCUGGCCCUGCAAGUAGACAGUCAUCUAUUUGGGGAGACCAAAUAGGUCCUUAAGUAAAGACUCUUCUGCUUUAAAAUACCUCCCCCGUCUGCCUGACACAGUAGCUGAAAAUCAUAUUACAAAUUCAUUCUUUUAGAUUUCAAAACAAAAAUGUUCUGGA
This is a messenger RNA of Saimiri boliviensis boliviensis (Bolivian squirrel monkey), 5230 nucleotides long. It is a transcript of the gene CNST, whose product is annotated as consortin, connexin sorting protein. The record is from RefSeq and is a predicted model, not a curated record. Lineage: Eukaryota; Metazoa; Chordata; Mammalia; Primates; Cebidae. Gene Ontology annotation, molecular function: connexin binding. Gene Ontology annotation, biological process: positive regulation of Golgi to plasma membrane protein transport. Gene Ontology annotation, cellular component: trans-Golgi network; plasma membrane; transport vesicle.